This is a messenger RNA of Dictyostelium discoideum AX4, 3333 nucleotides long. RefSeq lists its product as hypothetical. The record is from RefSeq and is a predicted model, not a curated record. Lineage: Eukaryota; Evosea; Eumycetozoa; Dictyosteliales; Dictyosteliaceae. The transcript has 2 exons. Bases 1 to 3333 code for a protein of 1110 amino acids. Gene Ontology annotation, molecular function: nucleic acid binding.
AUGGAUAAUGGUAAUAAUAAUAAUAAUAAUAAUAACAAUGAAAAUAAUAAUGAAAAUAAAGAUUUUAUAGUGGUUGGUGGGAUGACAUUUUCAACAAAUUUUAGAAGAAAUAAACCUGCACCAGUAAUUCAAGCAAAUUUUAAUAAUAAUAAUAGUUUUAUUGGUAGCCCAACAAAUACAAAUACAACAGUAGCAUCGAUAAAUUCGCCUCAAAAUAAUAAUACCAAUAAUACCAAUAAUAAUAAUAAUAAUAAUAAUACCAAUAAUAAUAUUAAUAAUACAAAUUCUAAUAAAAAUAAUAAUAAACAACAACCACAGCAAUUUAAAAGAAGUAAAAAGAAAGAUAAAUCAAAAGAUAAAAAAAACUAUCAAGAAGCAUUGGCUAGUGGCAUGACUGUUGAACAAUUACAAAAACUUGAACAAAAAAAGAAUAAAAAUCAAUAUAAUGGAAAAAAUAAAAAGAAAUUACCCUCCUAUAAUAACAAUUUAAAUAAUGGUCAAAUAGAUGGCCCAAAUAGUAAUAGAUCACCAUAUGCACCAGUUGAUAAUAAUAAUAAUAAUAACAAUAAAAAAAAUGGCAAUGACAAUAAAAAGAAAAAGAGAAUUGAUACUAUAAAUAAUUUAGAUCCAAUACUAUAUGAUGAAAAUCAAUAUUUGACAAAAUUAGAGAAAGAAGUUGAACAAUCAAGAGAAAACGAAUUAGUUGGUUUCAUAAAUGAUAUGAGUUUUUCAGAAGAAGAAAAUAAUAAUGACGAUGAUGAUGAUGACAGUGACGAUAAUCAAGAUGAAAAUAAUAAUAAAAAUAAUAAUAGUAUUAAAGAUAUUAAAAAUAAUAAAAAUAAAAACAAUAGUAUUAGAAAUAGCAAUGAUAUUUUAAGAAAUCUUUCAUUUGAUGAUUCUGCUGAUAAAUAUUUAUUUGGUGGACAACCAAAAAAUAAAAGUAAAAAAUAUAAACAACAACAACAACAACAGCAACAGCAACAACAAAACAGAAUUAAAAAAGUAGAUUCAAAUGGUAAUACAGAAGAUGAAGAGGAGAAUAAUAAUAAUAAUAAUAAUAAUGAAAAAUUAGAUAGUGAUGAAGAAAUUGAUUUAGAUUUAGAGGCAUUAUCAUAUAAAAAAAGAUGUAGACUUCAAAGAAUUCAUUCAAAAAAUAACAAAACUAAAAAACAAUAUAAAUCAAAACAUACUGAAAAGGUUUCAUUUAUUGGUGGCUCUUAUCUUAAUGAUGUUUUUAAUGAAGAGAAUACUAAUUUAGAAAAGAGUUUUUCACCACCACUUUUACCAAAAAGAGUAUCAUUUGUUCAACCACAUCAAAAUGAAGUUAUCAUUUUGUCAUCAUCGAGUGAAGAUACUCCUCAACAAAAUUCAAAUCAAGUCGUACCAAAUAAUAAUAAUAAUAAUAAUAAUAAUAAUAAUAAUAAUAAUAAUAAUAAUAAUAAUAAUAAUAAUAAUAAUAAUAAUAAUAAAAAUAAUAAAAAUGAAAUAUCAACACUUUCUCUUCAAAAAUCUAAAAUUGAUCAAAAUAGUGAUAGCUACGAUAGUGAAGAACAAUAUGAUGAAGAUGAAGAAGAUGAAACUGAUCCUUACGAUUAUGAUAGUGAAGAAGAAGAGGAGGAGGAGAAUGAUAAUGAAACUGAUUCAGAUAAUUUCCAAGAUGACAGUGGAGAAUAUGACGAAAAUGAAGAAGAAGAAUUUGAUGAAGAUGAAGAAACUGAUACAGACUUUAAAUUGGACUUGCAAAUAUCACAUGUAAAUGAAAAUGAUGAAGAGGAUUCAUACGACUCAUUGGAAUCCUCAGCGAGUGACAAUGAUAAAAAUUGUAGUAGAUUUCAAUCGUGUUAUAUCAAUUCAGAACCAUCUGGUGAUGAAGUAUUCAUUAAUCCAUUCAAACAAAGAGAAGUCGUUGAAAUUUCAGAUGAUUGUUAUAGUGUUUCUGAUGAUAGUGAUUUUACUGAUCAAGAAGAGGUUAGAAAAAGUUCUUUCUCUGAUUGGAUUAAAAAAGUUCAUGGUCCAUCAAUAGUUUUACCAAAGAAAUUAACUACUACUACUACUACUACUACUAAUAAUAAUAAUAAUAAUAAUAAUAACAAUAAUAAUAAUAAUAAUAAUAAUAAUAAUAAUAAUAAUAAUAAUCCUUUAAUUUCUUCAAAUUUAACAUACAAUACUCCAAAUAAUAACAAUAGUAUCUCUACCAAUAAUUUAAAUAACAAUAAUAAUUUAAAUAAUGUAAUAGUUGUACCAGAUGACGAUGAUAAUAAUAAAAAUAAUAAUAAUAAUAAUAAUAAUAAUAAUAAUAACAACAAUAAUAAUAAUAAUGAUAAUAAUAAUAAUACAAAUGAAAACAAAUCAAAACCAUUAUCAAGCUCACCAGUACCAGAGAUUAUUGACUUAGAUUCAUUUGAUUCAUUUAGUAAAAGAGUUGACCAUAUAAACUCUAUUAAUAUGGCUAAUUACUUGGCAUCACCUUAUAAAAUUAGUUUAUAUCCAUAUGUUAGUGAAGCAAUUGAAUCAAGUGUAACAUUGAAAAAGGAUAUCAAUGAAUUGUUUGACAAAGGUGCCUCGAUUUCUCAACUCUCAAUUAAACAAUUAACUUCAAUUGCAACUUUAUUCGAUAAUUUAAUUUUAAGACGUUUUGAAAAUGAAUUUCCAUUAUGGCCAAUGUCAAAGUUAGCAACACACCAAGUGGAAUUUUUAUCACAACAAUAUGGAAUUUAUAGGGAAACAAAAAAGAUUAAAGAUAGACAUACAAUUUGCUUAUUGAUCCCAUCAAAUAUUAAAAAACCAUCAAUAAAGAAAAAAGAUAAUUUUAUUUUGGCUGCACAAUCUGAAUCUGGUGAAUAUACUGUUCAUGACAGUUUAUUUGGUAAUUCCAAUCUUACUCCUAAGAUGACGACGACAACAACCACUACAACUACAACAACUACUUCAACAUCACCAUCGCCAUCCCCUUCAAGUAAAGAUGGUGGUAUGAGAAGAAAAGGAAAAAAGCCAUUCACUGGAAGAUUUGGUCCGGUUGGUGGUGGUCCAAAAUAUCGUAAAAAUUCUUUCCCUCAAGCCCAAUCUAAAAAACAAAAACUAUCAACCAAAAAAGGUCAAAGACAAAAUAUUGUUGGUGGUGGUGGUAAUGGUGGUAAUAAAUCUGGUACAACAGUAAAACAUGGUGAUAUUGUUGCAGAUGGCAUUGCCGCUAUCCCAAGUACAAAUAUUGGUAGUAGCUUACUUAAGAAAAUGGGUUGGUCAGGUGGUGGUCUUGGUGUUAAUGGUCAAGGUUUAGAGGAACCAAUUAAAGCUGUAGUAAAAAAAGAAAGAUCAGGUUUGGGUUUUGCAUAA